This is a messenger RNA of Aspergillus tubingensis, 957 nucleotides long. RefSeq names its product histone acetyltransferase Gcn5. Gene Ontology annotation, biological process: positive regulation of transcription by RNA polymerase II; chromatin remodeling. The transcript has a single exon. The coding region runs from base 1 to 957 and encodes 318 amino acids. The record is from RefSeq and is a predicted model, not a curated record. NCBI's taxonomy places the organism in Eukaryota, Fungi, Ascomycota, Eurotiomycetes, Eurotiales, Aspergillaceae. Gene Ontology annotation, cellular component: histone acetyltransferase complex. Gene Ontology annotation, molecular function: protein binding; histone H3 acetyltransferase activity.
AUGCCCAAAGAUUACAUCACCCGACUCGUCUUCGACCGCACCCACCUCUCCCUCGCUUUCAUCAAACAACAACAACAACCUCACCCCCACAACGAGAACCCAGAAGUCCUCGGCGGCAUCACAUUCCGCGAAUUCCGCACACGGAAAUUCGCCGAAAUAGUCUUCUGCGCUGUGACCUCCCACCAACAAGUAAAAGGGUACGGCGCACACCUGAUGGCCCAUCUCAAGGACUACGUCCGCGCCACAGGGCCAGUCAUGCAUUUUCUCACGUACGCAGACAACUACGCGACAGGGUAUUUCCAAAAACAAGGAUUCACGAAGGAAAUCACCCUGCCGAAGGCAACUUGGAUGGGAUAUAUCAAGGACUACGUAGGCGGGACACUAAUGCAGUGUUCGAUGCUGCCUAAGAUCCGAUACCUAGAGGUCAAACGUAUGCUACUCAAGCAAAAAGAAACAGUCUUAGCGAAAAUGCGCGCAUUGAGCAGGAACCAUAUCGUCCACGCACCGCCUAAACAAUGGAAAAUGAAAAUCACACCCAUAACCAAUCCCCUCUCUAUCCCCGCCAUCCUCGCAACAGGCUGGUCGCCAAGCAUGGACGAUUUCUCGCGCGAACACCGCCGCCACGGACCCCAGUUUAAUGAGAUGCGACGGUUCCUCAAUGAGGUCAGGAAUCAUAAGCAGGCGUGGCCGUUUCUGAGUCCUGUGAGUAGGGACGAAGUGCCGGAGUAUUAUGAGGUGAUUGAGCAGCCGAUGGAUUUGGGGACCAUGGAGGAGAAGUUGGAGAGGGAUGAGUAUGAGGGUCCGGAGCAGUUGAUAAGGGAUUUGAAGUUGGUGUUGGGGAAUUGUAGGUUGUUUAAUGAGCAGGGAACGGUGUAUGUUAAGUGUGCUGGGGGGUUGGAGAGGUUUGUGAGGAGGGUGGUGGGGGAGAUGAGUGGGUGGGAGGGGUUGCUUGAUUGA